AUGUCUUUCUUUGCUGUGAACGGCGGAGCGGAGGGUCGGCGCGCGCAGGUGGGAGACAGGCGAGGAGAAAUGGUGAGAGGAGGAGGAGAGAGAAGUAAGGUACCAUCAUCAGCUUACGAGCGAGAGGGAAGAGGACGGCGACGCAAUCCUCAGAAUUCUUCAGCUCACGAAGAGCGCGUAUCGGGCGGCAGAGGCUCCGGUGCGCACCCUUUUUCCUCUCAAGGCGGCUCAAAUGUAUCUGUAUCUUCACGAGAAGACUCACGCUAUCUAGGGCGAGAGGAAGACGGGAGAAGGCCCUCGCUGUCUUCGCUGACUUCGAUUCCUCCUCCUCAUACGUCCAACCGGGGACGAGGAGGCGGAGGCCCAGGGCGAGGGCCCCACCGUUCACACCAUCACUUCGCUGCUGCCUGUACACAGGUUCAUCCUCCUGCGAGUCACGCCGAAAACCAACCAGGUUGUCUUCCUCCGCCGCUCAUCGCCUCGUCGUUUCCGCCGUCCGCGAGCUUUGACCGCAGCACGAGCGCCGCCAGGAGCGAGGGUCAGCAGCCGUCUCAGGUCCACCCGACCAGCGCACAGGCGAGCCGUUUGCCGCCUCCGGGGACGAACGGAGUUCCGAACUCGUCCUUUACUCAACACGCGACGGGCCUGCCAGCCUCUUCGCACCCUCCACUCAACGGACCAGACGACCGCGCCGGCGACACACGCGCACCGCACGACGACGAAGCGAGAAGCGGCGGGGUCUCACUCCUCCUCACGGCUGCAGCCCAACCGCCCCUGCCAGGAGGCUCGUUCGGAUUCCAUCCCGGUCCGCUCCCGACGCCUCUGUAUGGCCCCCCGCUGCCGUGUCCCCCACCUCCCGGCAGCGCGGGGUGUCCCCGACCACCGACCAUGGGCGGCGGCGGCGAAGGCAGUCGCGGAGGACCCAACUCGGGGCGCGAGAGGCUAGCGGAUAACUCUAUGAUCCCGCAGCACAGCAACCGGCCCCAUCCCCCCCAUCACGGCUUGAACGCUGGAGGACCGUUCGGUGGGCGGGGCGAAGCCGACGGAAACCGAGUCUUUGGCGGCUCUGCUGCAGCCAUGGGACCCGGCGGAGGCAUGCAAAGCCGAGGACUCGGCGGCGGGGCGGGCCCCGGAGGCCGCGGAGGAAACUUCGAAGAUGGCCUGAUGGGCGGCGGAGGCGGGCCUCCUUUGCGGGGGGGACCGCCUGAGGACCGGCGCAUGGGCCGCCAAGAGGGGCUCUUCGCUUCCGAGAGGGGAGUCACAGAGGGGAAUCACGCAGAGGGCGGCCCCAUGCCUGCCUCCCAGGGGCGAAAAAUGAGGGGCCCCCCGAUGAACUCUCAAGGCGAGGGCGGGGGACGAGGCCCGCUUGGCACGGACUCUCCAGCGCCUCAUAGUAAUUUCGAACACCCCCGUGGAGGGGGGCCUCCAUCUCUUCCAGGAGACGCGCAGCUCAUGGGCCCUCCCCUACAUCCUUCCUUCCACCUCCCCGGCAGCGGCAGAGGAGACGGCCCCGUGCGCGUCCUGGGAGGCGGCCCGAACGCGGCGCCGUUCAUGCUUGGUCACCACCCUCACCCAGGAGGCAUGCUUGUCAUGCCUCCUGGCGCAGCAGCGGCGCCGCUGCAGGGACCGCCCCAGCAGCUCGGCGGACCUUCCGCAGGACUGCACGCAGGCGGAGCGCCGGGGGCAGCGCCGGGGGCAGGACCUCCGCCGCUGGGCCCGGGCCCUCCGACCGCGGCGGGAGGUGACCCCAUGCUGGGGUGCGGGCCCAACGUGCCGAUGCAGUCGCAUAUGAUGAUGCCGCAAGGAGGCCCGCCUCCGCCCGGGGGACCGAUGCCGUCCCCGGGCCUCGGUGUCCAUCCUGGGGGCCUAGGCAUGGCAGGUCCCCAGCCGCCCGUUGUCGGCGUUCCGGGGCCCGUCGUGUGCGGAGUUGGACCUCUAGGAGGCCCUGCUGGAGCUGGCGGCGGGAUGGGGCCGGGGCUGGGCAUGCCGCACCAGCAGGGCCCCCCGCCCCCAGGGGCACCAGGGGUUGGCAACCAGGGCCUCCGCGGGCCGCCUGCAAACCCGCCAGGUCCUCUCCUCGGCGUAGGAAUGGGUAGACCGCUUGUCGGCGUCGGGCCGCAUGUCGUCGUUGGCGGACCGGGGACCAUGCCGCCGUCAUCCACGGGUGUAGUGAACCCGCCGCCCCCCAGACGAAGGAACGUGCUAGAUAUCCGAGACCCUCGAACGGGAAAGCUCGUCAUUGGGGGCUCGCUGCUGGAAGGAGGCGGAGGUUUCCUGGGAGCAGACAAGAAGGACCCGAACGCAGAAGGCGGAGCCAACACAAAGCCGGAAGGCGACGCGUCGAAGCCGCAAACCGAAGAGGCACGUGAGAACGCGGCCAAGGUAGAAGGCGAGAGACGAGGUUGGCGGGUGCAAGCCAGGCAAGGAGAGGGCGACAAGCCAGCGGGGACCUGCUGUGCAGCGAAGGAUACACCGGCCCUGAAUACGUCCGGAGGAGAGGGGAGCGCCGGCGACGUGCCCGCUAGGAGUGCGGGCGAUGCUGCUUCCUCUCAACCAGCCGCAUCAAACAAGAAGGGAGGCGACGCUGCCCCGUCUUUGUCUCCUCGUAUGGAGGGCGACUCGCGCCCCCACGGCGGAGAGAAGAGGGAUGCAAAGGAGAAGAAGCACAGGGAAGAAGAGAAAGGAAAGACGUCUGCUGAGUCUGCAGAACAAGCAGGAGUAGUUCGGGGAGCAGAAAGGACAGCUUCGGUGGCAGCGCGUGCAGCCGCCGAGGCGGCUCACGACGCGGCGGCGGCGGGCCGUAGGCAAGGCAAAGAAGAGCGGCUCCACGCGGGUGCGGGCGGCGGAAGUGGGCAUCCAGAAGAGGGAACCAAGGGCGGCCACGGCCGAAGCCCGUCUGGCGACAGCGGCAAAGACGAUGGCUCCAAGACCGGGUUUUCAAACAAGAAAGACAGAAAGAAGAACCAUACCGCUGGUGCGUCACCAGUGGGGUCGAGCGCUCAGGCGCCGCAUUCUUCGCCCCCGACUAGCCGGGGCAGAGGCGCGGCGAGCAGCACACCGAAAGCGGGAGGAGACGGCGCUGGCGAUCGCGCAUCUGCGGUACCGGCAUCGAACGCGGAAGACUUCUCCUCCUCGCCCAACGGCGUGCGGAAACAACCCGCGCCGGCGAGUGCACCGGGGCCUGCGGGGGUGACAGUCGGCUCGGUCGUUUUAGCUCCUGCGCCGAAACGCACUCUUGGCCACGAGAAGUCAGAGCAGUUCACUGCCUCUGCGUCAGUCCCGCCUGAGACGAGUGCGUCGGUCUGCAACGACGAGAGACAGGAGACCUCGGGGGGAUCGUACGGCGGCGGCGAGACGCCUCGCGAGGGGCCUGGCGCAUCCCACCAUCCGAAAGGCCGUGGAGGCCGAAGAGGAUCUUUCACCUUCUUCACUCUUCACGAAGACGAGAACUGCGGCGCGAACAGACACCCCGCCCAGACAAAGCGAGGCGUGAGUAAUGUGCCUCCGCGCCCUCCAGGGGGCCUGCCGUCCUCGAGACAUGGAAGCGGCGCACCGCACCCGCGAGGCCCGCAGGCGUCAUUCGUGUCUGCAGAGAGCGAUCUAGUUUCCGGUUCUUCGUCUUCGGCCCCGCCUUCGCAGGCAGUGACGCAGCCAUCUGACGCGAGUGUGUCCGCCGGACAGGCGAUGAGCUCCCACUUCGAGGGCAUACCUGGGAACUCGCCGCUCCACUCAGGGAAUGGAGGACUGUCGCCUGUCUUCGGCUCGCCUGCAGGCCGCUACGGUGGAGCGAAGGGACUAGGAGAAGAAAGAGGCGGAAUGAAAAAGGGCAGCCCGUCGUCUUCAAGAGACGGAAGAGCAGGGAAGGAACCGACAGCGACGCUGCAUGCGACCAACCCGCAAAAGGGACCAAAUGGAAAGGCAGACAGAGGGUCAGCAACCCCAGGGUCUGCCCAGUACAGCCACGGCCGGACAGCAGCCAGUCCAGCUGGGAGCGCAGCUGACGGAGAGAGAUGCAGGGGAGGCUCGUCUCCGACGGGACCUUUUCCGAAGGGCGGAAAGGGCUUCUCGGCGUCGCUCGUUCCUCCCGCGGCUACCGGACCAUUAACCCACUCCCUGUCUCCUACGGCCAGCUCCGGAGAGAAGAACUGUCCUGCGUCUUCGCGAGAUGCGAGUGACGAAGCUGGCAACUUCCGCCACAGUCGCGAGGCGCUGGCUGACAGAGGCGAUAGAAACACUAACGUUCGGCAGGUCUCUCAAAAGAAUGGAGGCGAGGGGCGACAGACACGCGGCUCCUAUACAGAGAAGGGAGAUCAACAGGUCAAAGGAGGCGGCGACAGAGGCAACAACAGAAGCGGAAAUGCACGUGAGCGCGGAAACGAGAGAGGAGGCAAUGCCGUUCUGCCGGGUACCGCCGGAACAGGCAGUCCUCAGAAAAACGCCACCGGCAGAGGAUGGCGACCUGCGGGUAGAGGAUAUGGGAGAGAUACAUCUCCGUCGUCUUCGUCUUCGCUAGGAGAAGUCCACACGCCUCCGUCCAAUGCGACUCCGACAAACAACAGCCCUCUUCCUCCUGCGCCGCCUGCGACAGCCCCUGGGCCUCGCGGGGUCUGGGGCCCUAACGGCAGGGCUGCUGGCGGUGCUCUGAUGCGACCCCACGGACAUGGCGGGCGAGGAGCGGGGGUGGGGACGCCUGCCGCUCAGCUUGCAAAAACAACUCAGCCGGAGAAGCCCGUUUAUCCCGGUCCUCAUGUUCCUGCAUCUCCCUCGGGAAGCAACACCCAGGAGAGCAACCCGAAGACGCCAGCGGGCGUGGUAGGUGAAACCGGAGCCACUGGGAACGAAGGUGGGUUCACCGGCAACGAAGGACGAGACGAGGGGGGGGCUGCUGGAGGCAGUAACCCACGACCUCCCCCGCCGCCUCACGGGGCGUCCUCGAGAGGGUGUGUGCCGGGGGAAGCCGACGGUGAAGAGGGGGCUCUAACAAGAGGCAGUGGACGCGAAGAGGCUAGAGAAGGACCCGCUAGGGAGAGAGGCAAAGACAACUUGGGACCAGCUGGCGGAUUAGGGAGAAAUGCCUCGCGACAGAGGGGCAACACGCCCCCGCACCACCAUUACAAGAAUAACGGAGCUGGGUCACAGGGACCUGCGCAUGCCGCUGGAGGUAGGGGCGGACAAGACGGUGGACGAGGCAGAGGCGACCGACAACUGCCUGGAGGCCCAGGGAAAAUGGGUGGGAACAACAGUGCGAAUGCAGGGGAUAGAAACAUGCCGUUUCCGUCUUCGCACGAAGGAAAGAUGCCGGCACUUAGCUCACCGUCCCUCGGGGCGCGAGGAGGUCCCCCAUCCCUGGUGCCUGGAGUGCCUGGGGUUCCGUGCCCUGGCGAGAGAGGAGAGGGCCUGCCGCCCGUUUGCAGUCCGCAUCCGCCUUCUGGGCCCCUACCCCCUCAUCUUGUUUCGAACUAUGAAGGGCAGCCGGGUUUCUUGCCACGCCCGCAUUUGCACCCGCAGUCGUCGAGUCCGGCGAGCGGGCGCGACGUGGUGGGAGGGAGUGCCUUUGGUGCAGGGCCGCCAGCAACUGCUGGUCAGACCGCUCCGCUUAUCCCAACAGGCGAAGGCGGCUCGUCCCCACCUCCGUUUCCCUCAGCUUCGUCGUCUUUCACGCCAUACAACACAUGCGCUCCAUCGGCGCACCAUCCGCUUCCUCACCCUCCUCCGGCGGGAGUGGCGACGCCUAGUAGCUGCGGCCCACAGCAAGAUCCCCAGAGCCCUCUUCCGUUUAACGCUUCGUUCCCGCCCGCUUAUCCCCCAGCAGGCAGUGCGCCACCUCAGGCCCUCGGAGGCCCGCCUCUCGCGGAGGGUUCGCACCCAGGCAUGCGCAUGUACCCGCAUCCCCACCAGGGCCGCUUCCCUCAGCAAACUGGGACUGAGGGCGGCGUAGAAGGAUCUGAUGCAGAGGUGACUGGAGGCGGCAACAACGAAUUUGCCGCUGGGGACGGAUGCUCUGGGGCUCAGAAAACAGGCUCCGCGCGGGGAGCUUGUGGAAAUCCCGCAGAGGGCAGCGCUGGGGGGGGGGCGAAUAGCAGCCAGGGCUUCGCGGGACGAGGCGGAGGAGACGCUGGCCAAUACAGCUCGACUUUCAAUCCUUCGGGAUCGUCGAACUACCCUGGCACUGGCAGUGCGCCGGCAGGCAACAGCGGCGCGUCGAAUAUGGGACCGACCCCGUCGGGUGACCUCUCGGAAAGCGUAAGUAGCGUACCCGCGCCUUCAGCGUCGGCGCCUUACUACUUUUAUCCGCCGGCAGCAGGCGGCAGCCUGCCGCUUGAGGGUAGUCCUCCUGGUGAGCCAGUGCCAUUAGGCAUGCCGCCGCCGCAUGCACAUCUUUCGGGAGGUCCCCAACUGCCAUAUAUGGGGCCACAACCCAAUCCACAGCCGAUCAAUUGCUCUGCCGUGAACGACAAUGGCAAUGGCGCAAACUACGCCGGUGCUGAGAGGGACUGCAACCAAGGCCCAACGGGAGAAAUCAGGGGCGGAAGAGGAGAUAGGAGUUUCCCUCGGAACCGAGGUCAACUUGGUCCGAACGUGGUUAAAAACGCCGAAACUGGAGCAGUUAUGGUGGGCGGAGACGGUUCCGCUCAUCCGCUGUGCCAUUCGCAUCCUCAGAAUGAAUACCCCGUGGCUCGAAGUGGGGCAAGGAUGCCGUUCGGCUACCCUUCCGCUGGAACGAGCAACAGUAAUAACGGCGGGGCCGAGACGGUCGCAGGCGGCGGGGAUUCACAGAGCGGAGCGGGUAUGUAUGGGCAGACGGCUGCCAUGGGUGUUCAGCACAGUGCGGGUCCUCCUUCGGAUUUUGCGCUCUCCUCGGCGAACACGGGUAACGUCAAUCUCCCCCCGAACCACGCAGCACUUCACCCUCAUUUCCCUUACCCGCCCUCAUCGGCGCCUCCCUUCCCACCGCGUGCUAUGACCGGAGGGGCUGGCGGCGUGCCUCUCCAAGGGGCCGCGCCGGUGUUAGCCCCCGGUCCCCAUAAUGCUGUGGGGCAGUCCUCUCUAGCCUCGCCCGUGUCCAUGGCAGCCCAGGGCUUUGGUCUAGGAGGCGCAGCCCCUCCCGGGGGCGCUCUCCAGCCGCAAGCACCUGUAGGACUCUCUCCCCACCUUGGCGGCGAGGUUCCUCACGGGGCCUACCCCGGCCGCUCUGGCCCUGCCCCAGGGCAGGGGCCGCCGCCCCCACAGCAAGGUGGACGUGGAGGCCUUGCGGCUCACCAGCGGAAAUUCCAGGGUACUCAAGGCGGCGCGCAGCAGGCGGCUUUUUCUCCAGCAGGCGAUAGACGACGCGGAAGCAGGCGGAUAGAAAAUCAACCUCUGAAGCGCAGAGAGGGAGACAAUUCGUUUUCUCGGCCUAGCAGCAGCAACGAAAGAGCGGGGGCCGCUGCCGCGGGUGGCGGACCGUCUCACGGUGGCUUCAUGGGUAGGAAUCAGGGAGGACAGGGGCUCCCGCCGCCGUCUUCGGUCUUCACACCGUCGCCAGCUCCCCCCUUGUGCGGCGGAGGCCCGAUGGAGACAGGACCGGUGGGAGGAGACAUGUAUGGGCAGCAGGGGAUGAACGCCGUGGGAGGCCCCAAUUCCUUUCUGCAGGGAGGGCUUCCAGGGUGCCCACAAACUCCUCUUUACUCAUCUGCCUCGCCCUUUAUUCCCAUUUCGUUUGGAGGGCCUCUGUCUGCCCCAGGUCUCCCUGGCACUCCCGGUGGCAGCAUGAUGCUUUUGGCUGGAGCCUCGCCAGCGAUGGGCGGAGCGGGCGCUGGGAGCGCAUCGCCUACCGGCGUCGGAGCGGGGCCUGGAGCCCAGAUGGCACCGCACCGGGGUUUGAUCCCCGGAGCAGACCCGAUGUACCACUCCGUGGGAGGCGGACCUCAGCACGGCGUAGGAGGACCAGCAGUUGCACAGAACCCCCUCGUGCCCCAGAUGCCAUGCGAGUCGCUCGAUUCCUCCGCAGUGAGCCACGCCGGAAGCCCCCAAAGACGCUUGAGAAAGAAAGUCGCAAACGUGUCUCUAGCCGACGCGCGAAAGAGACGUGGGUCGAUAAGCUCGUGGACAGAAAGCUCGAGAGUGGAGUCGGAGGCGGACCCCACGGAGGCCCUUCUCCCGGCGACUGCAGCGGCGCCUAUGGCCCCAGGGGGGGUGUCGCUUCCGCACUUUGGUGGGAAUAACGCAAUGCUGAAGGCUCCACUCCUGGGUUCUGCGUGCCCUCCGGGCGCGCCAGUUGUGCCGGACGAAUGCGCCUCUGGCCAGGCCGUCGCGCCCCCGCCGGGGGACUCCUGCCCCUUGACUCCGCAGCCAAUGGACACGGCCCCUCCGCUGUUGUCGACCCCCGGAGAGGCGCCGAAGGAAAUGCGGCGAGAAGACGACAGAACUGCCAGACCGUGCGACAGGCGCGAAAGCCCGCGUGCGGCAUCAAGAGACCAGGGCAGCAGCUUGCUGGGCAGCCCCGACAGUGCCGUUCCUACUGCAGCGCCUUAUUCUGUUGAGACGCCAUCCGCAGAGGAAAAACUUGAGGAUUCAAGAAAGAAGGACGAGCCAACAGAAAAGCGAGAAGAAGAUGCAGGGUCGGCAGUGGGUGAACGUGAUGCAGAGGUUGCAGAAUCCGCAGACAGGGCGGGGGGCGUCCCUGCAGUCCCCUCGCCGCGCGCGGGGGAGUCGCCGGUCGAGGGCACACCGACGGGACUCGAGGAGACCGAACAGAGCGAAGCACUUAGCGUAGCUAAGCCAAACGGAAGCGGCGGGGUCUCAUUCCCGUCUCCUCGCCUGCCUGCAUCGCCUUCGUGCAGCUACGGGGAGCAAACGCUGAAAGCAUCGGAGAAUGUCCCACGCGCACCUGAUGAAGACCGCCGAGAAAGUGCGGAGGAGCAGUGCAAGGGAGAACUCAGCGAAGAGCCAGAGGAAGGAGAGAAAAUCGGCGAACAGCCGGCAGAAGAGAGAAUCGGGAAUGCGUGUCUCGAGCCUCUUCAACCGCAGCCGCCGACCGAAGGACACGGUGGGGCGCCACUAGGAGAGCAAAGUGACUCCAAAGGAUCAGAGGAAGACCGAACCACGGACGUGCUUCGCGUACCAGAAGAGCCAACCUCUCCCACCCGGGUGUCUCUGCCGGAGGUGGAGGAGUCGAAGGCGGAGGAGGAGGAAAAGAAAGCGCUGGAGCUGCCGUUGGUGCCCGCUGAAGAGGGAGCCGCGGCUCAGCACCCGUCGCAGGUUGCGAACACUAGCGAGGACGGUGAGAGCCCGCUCUCGUCACAGCAGGAGCCGAAAGAGAUGGGCGAGUCACCCGACGCCGCGUCCCAGCCACCGUCUCCGCCUACGGAAGACACGCCUACUGCACGCCCCCCCUUCUUUGAGCGCGCCCGUGGUUCCUCUGCAGGCCUUGUAGGCGCGCCUCCCGCUGUGUUUUCGCCUUCUAUGGCUCAGCGUGAGUCUUCGUCGUCCCGUGGCCCCCGGUCUGGCACUGAAGUGUCUCCUUCCCUCGCGCAGCCGCCAAAAUCAUCGUCGCCGUCCACAGCGUCGCUCGCCCCGCGUAUCUACGACAAGAGACUUCUGGUCGGAUUCUUCCUGUCGCUCCAUGGAUCGUUUUCGCCUCCGGAAGUCCUCGGCCGCAUCCGGUGUGUAGAUCCCAGCGAGGCUCAAGGCGGGGGCUCCAAGCGCGCGGCUGCGUCCUCGUCCAAGGACUGGCCUUUCUCGAAGAACCACAAACAAGGCGGUGGCGCGGGUGGAGCGGGCAAGUCGAAAAUGGGCGGCGGCGGCAACGCAGGCGCCGGAGAGCGGGUCCCAAACGCCGUGGGCGGCGGCAACGCGCAUCUGUUGGCGUCCUCUGGGAACGCUUCGCUGUUUGGGAAGGGAGGUCAGCAAGCAGGCAAGGGCGCUCUCGCGGGUCGAGGCGGCGCGCGUGGUGCAGCUGGCGGAGACUGGCCUCAGGCAGGUGGCGGCGACAAUUUCGACAGAGGCCCCGGCGCAGGCGUCUUGGAGAGAUCCGGGAGCAUCAGCAGCCAAAGCGGCGGCUGGAGAGACGCUUCUGGAGCCAGCAAAUGGAGGGAGGAAAAUGCAGCGCUGUCGCGUCAAAACUCGCUGCAGAGUGGCAGCAUUUUCGGCGCAGGCGGAGGAGCGUUUGGCGGCGGAGGCAACCGCAGCGGGCACAACCACGGCGGAGCCAUGGGCGCCGAUUCGUUCUCUCGGCUUGGAGGCUUCUUCUCUAGCUCGCGUCCCCCUCCCAGCGGCGGCAACAUGCAGCACGGAUCUUCACCGGCUGGUCUCUCGAGGGGCCCGGAGUUCCUGUUGAAGAAGCAGACGCUCGAUCGCCCGCAGCGAGUGCGUCGCGCGAUUAACAGUCUUCUCAACAAGAUUUCCAUCGACAAAUUCGCCGUGGUGACUGAGAAGAUUGCGAUAGAGGGAGAGUCGCUGGAAAACGCAGAAGAACUCCAGAUGCUGGCAGACUUGGUGUACGCGAAGGCCGUCACCGAGCCCGAGUACAGCGAGAUGUAUGCCGAUUUGUGCCAAGUGCUCAAGUGGCGAAGUCUGGAGUUUGAGAAGGCCGAUGAGGAGAAAAACCUCAACUUCAACAGGGCCUUCGUGAACCGCUGCCAGGAGGAAUUCGAAGCGCUUCAAGGCAAAUCGGCGUUGGAGGUCACGGAGGAGGAGCGCGCGCAGUGCCACUCUGAGGACGAUGUGCAGAAGCUGUUGAAGAAGAAAAAAAACCGAGUUCUUGGAAACAUGCGCUUCAUUGGAGAGCUCUACCUGCGGAAGUGCAUCGCACCGAGCGUGCUCAAGGCGGUCGUCACCUCUCUCGUUUUUGGAGACUCGGGAGACCCCAACGUCUAUCCUGAUGAGCACUUCAUUGAGUGCUUGACUGAGCUACUCACCACAAUCGGAUUCACCUUGGAGAAGCAGCCGCACACCCAGCAGAUGCUUCUGGAAUUCAUGGGCAAGCUACAGGAUCUCCAACAGAAGGCGAACUACAGCAAGAGGAUCGUGUACAAAAUCCAGGAUCUCCUUGAUUUGAAAUCUCGGAGCUGGACCAAGAAGGUGUUCAAAGAGAAAGCCAAAUCUGUCGCGCAGAUUCGAGAGGACGCGAUCCGUGAUGAGCUGAUGGGUGGUAGUAUUCACGCAGUCCAGCAGGGAACCUUUACGGUUGUUGGCAUGCGCCACCAGCAGCAUUACGGGUUCUACCUCCACGAGCAAAGGACGAUUUUCGAAAAGAAGAAGGCUGCAAAGAAGGCGGCCGAGGCGUCCGCGUCGUCGUCGUCCUCGUCGAGCUCGUCUGCAGCGCCGGCGAGCGCGACAGGGUCGUCUCAUUCGCUCACGUCAGCAGCUUCCGACCCUGCGGUUCUGUACGGGUCGACGCCAUCCAGCAGCGACACCCUUAUGGCCACGCCUCUCGCAGGGAAGCCGGGGCCCCCGUCGCCCUACAACCUCAGGUCGCAGGGUCUCGCGGGCUCUUCCUCCUCGUUCGGAGCCGCGUCAGCGGCGCCGCCGCUCAUGAGCACCCAGGCAGGCCCCAGCGGUUCGGGCGCGUUGGGCCCAAACCCGGGCGGGCCUUUCGUGGGGGCCGGAGCCUGCUUGCCUUCCCCUCAUAACAAAGGCGGGAAUGGCGGCACAAACGCUCCCCCGCUUCUGGGCGGAGCUCCGUCUGCGUUCCACCCGCGGUUUGGGCCCGGUGGUGGGCCAGGUGCCCCAGGAAAGGGUAUCGUCGGCCCGAGAGGGACACCGGCGGGCAGCGGACCGGGCCUAAUGAACACUCCCGGCAGCGGACCUGAGCCGGCAGAGCCCACAACGCCGCCGGAGCCGUGCGAGCCCCCUGAGUUGAAGAAGGACGUCGAGAUGCUCUGCUUCGAGUUCGUUAGAGAGGGCAAACCGUUCGCGGACUUCUGGCAGGAGUGGAAGGCACUGAAGAUGCCGAGCUCGGCAGGGCGGGAGCAGUUCCACGCUUUGUGCGCGAAAGCGGCUGACGACUCCCACCCUGAGCGAUCCGCGCGCUACGCCGAUCUGCUGGGUCACAUCCUCUGCGAGCAGGUUCGAAUGUCGGCGUCGCUUCGGCAGUUCAUCGACGUGAUCAACGUGAACUUCUUGCCGCAGUUGGAAGAUCUCGCAUUGGAUAACCCUCGUGCGCUGUCGCUUUUCGCUGGAAUUCUUGCAACGACAAUCACCAGCCCGAAUUUCACAAAACGCCAGGAGGGCUGCAUGCCUUUCCUGGAGAUCCCGGCAGCCGAGGAUGUUGCGUGGGAUUUCCUUCGCGCGGUCUACGAUGAGGUGAAGAAACUCGUGAGUGGUGAGAACGAGAUGAAGCUGGCGUUCGUGAAGAGUCUGGCGGAGAAUUCCAUGCGAAGAAAGUUUCCCCAACAGCCAGACAUGGUAGUCGAGAAAUUGGCGUCUCUUGAGUAG
Molecule: messenger RNA, 12417 nt
Organism: Besnoitia besnoiti
Lineage: Eukaryota; Apicomplexa; Conoidasida; Eucoccidiorida; Sarcocystidae
Product: MIF4G domain-containing protein
Exons: 10
Coding region: 1-12417 (4138 amino acids)
Cellular component (GO): eukaryotic translation initiation factor 4F complex
Molecular function (GO): mRNA binding; protein binding; translation initiation factor activity
Source: RefSeq, a predicted model, not a curated record